GCCUUUAUAGAUACUAUAUGGAUAGCCUUUUAUAUGUCGUCUUCUCGAAGUCCAUCGACAACUUCGUCUUCGCCUCUGAAUUCACAAGCUUAAAGAAAGAGACGUAAAUGGCUGGUCCUAGGCUUGCUCAUGCUACCUUGAAGGGACCAAGUGUUGUGAAGGAGAUAAUAAUUGGAAUAGCACUCGGUUUAGCUGCUGGUGGUGUCUGGAAGAUGCAUCAAUGGAAUGAACAGAGAAAAACCAGGGCCUUUUAUGAUUUACUGGAAAGAGGUGAGAUUACUGUUGUUGCAGAGGAAGAGUAAGAAUGUUCUUGCUUGGUGCUAUGCACUUCAUUUAUAGGCUUUUUUCCCCUGCUAUAUUCAAUUGGCUCUUUAUAUGUAAAUGAGCCGCCUUACUCUGAGAUUGAAAAAAAUAAGUUCUUGCACUGAUUGUGGACUAUGUUGGCUUGUAGAAAAUUCAUGAAGUUAAGUUUUAUUUAGUGCUCGAGUUA
Messenger RNA from Gastrolobium bilobum, 490 nucleotides. Its product is annotated as probable cytochrome c oxidase subunit 5C-1. The record is from RefSeq and is a predicted model, not a curated record. The transcript has 2 exons. Lineage: Eukaryota; Viridiplantae; Streptophyta; Magnoliopsida; Fabales; Fabaceae. Bases 108 to 302 code for a protein of 64 amino acids.